Molecule: messenger RNA, 1922 nt
Organism: Cuscuta europaea
Lineage: Eukaryota; Viridiplantae; Streptophyta; Magnoliopsida; Solanales; Convolvulaceae
Source: the annotation of a GenBank genome assembly
GUGACAUAUGCAAAAUACGCCCACGCUACACAUUUUCAGAUUCUUGAAAGAACAAAUGGUUCUCAGCUUGCCACCACCUCACUAGCAUUUCUUUCCUUUCCUUCUCUCUGUUUCCACUAUUUUCCAUCGAUAAAUCACAGUGAAUAUUUUCACUUCAUUCGAUCAAACAUAUCACAAUUCUUUGCCUUCGAUUCGUAGGAAUUAGAGUUAGGAGGUACGCAAGAGAAGAUGGCUCAGUUGCUUUCCCCUGUUCGUACAGAUUCCAUCAAACUCCAGAGUCAUGUACACAAUUCAAUAACUGGAAUCAAGCGGCCUACUUUAGACAAUACUAAAAGUAGAAGUUUGAGGUCUCAUGGUGGAUCGAGGUGGAGAGGCUUUGGCAGCAUUAGAGUUACUUACCAAGACUCUGCUGCAGCUGACGAUCUCGCUGAUGAUUACUACGCUGUUUUAGGCCUGCUUCCAGAUGCUACAACUGAAGAAAUAAAGAAAGCAUAUUAUAAUUGCAUGAAAGCUUGCCAUCCAGACUUGACGGGUGAUGAUGCUGAUACCACAAACUUCUGCAUGUUUGUCAAUGAAGUUUAUGAGGUUCUAAGUGAUCCUGCACAAAGGCUAGUGUAUGAUGAGAUUCAUGGUUAUGCUGCCACAGCUAUUAAUCCUUUCUUGGAUGAAUCUUCCUCAAAAGAUCAUGUUUUCGUUGAUGAAUUUAGCUGCAUAGGUUGCAAAAACUGUGCCAAUGUGUGUUCAACGGUGUUUGGUAUUGAGGAAGACUUUGGAAGAGCUAGAGUUUAUAAUCAAUCUGGAAGUCGGGAACAAAUUCAACAAGCUAUCGAUAGUUGCCCAGUUGAUUGUAUCCACUGGACUUCAGCUGCACAGCUAUCUUUGCUUGAAGAUGAAAUGCGAAGAGUGGAAAGAGUAAACGUAGCCUUAAUGCUUUCGGGAAUGGGCUCGGCAUCAAUUGAUGUUUUCAGAAUGGCAAGCACUCGAUGGGAAAAGAGACAACUAAAAGUCCUGGAAAAAGCUAAAUAUAGGAUGGUGAGGCAGAAAGAAUAUGAUAAAACAGAUCCAUACUGGAGCUACAUUUGGGGAAAGCCCAUGACCAAUGAAAACACAGAGGAGGAAGCAGACAAACGAGCAAAUCGAGCUGCUGCUGCUGCCCGAAGAUGGAGAGAGUACUCUCGGAGAGGGGGUGUUGACAAACCUCCCAUCUAUAAUCUUCCAGAGGUGUCUUCCAAGGAUAGCUGAAGAAGAAAUUGCAACGAUGACUCUUCUUCGGAGCGAACUUGGCGGAGAGCAUCAACAAGCUUCCAAAUCCUACGAGCUUUCAAAUCGAUCGCUCCAUCUGAUCUUUCCCUUGGUGGCGGCGACAGUCCAUAAGAAGUCUCCUGAAUAGUAUAUGUCAACCACGGUAGAUGUAGUCUCAUUUCUUUGACGGACUUGACAGAGAACAUCCAUAAGCUUCGUCGAGUAGAUCUGUUGGGCAGCCUCACUCUGCGACCUGAGUCCAUCCACACAUGUAGGUAGCGUCUGAUCCCGAUCUGAAUCGCCGGUUUUCCUCCGCUUCUUCGCUGAUAGGUUUGAGCUGACAUUAGGAUUUGUGAUCUAAGAUGAUAAUUCCAUUGUAUCAAUCAGAGAAGUCCAUGAGUUUCUGAAGCAGAACGCUCCUCUAUAUUUGUGGUAUUACAGACCGGAACUUGGAAGCAGGAAUUUAGAGAUUCAAUAGCAACCGAAAAUUGAAGUGCAUGAGUAGACAAUAAUUAGUCCUUAAUGGCAUAUGCACAGUCAGUGGACUCGGGCCGGUUCGGGCCCGGUUCGGGCCUGGGCCCGGCCGGGCCUCGGUUCUAGGAAGGCAGGCCCGGAACCGGCCCGGAUAACCCCGAGUCCGGUUCGGUUCGGGUCACCCGCCCGGCGGGCCGGGCCGGGCC